AUGCGUUAUACUAUAAUAGGUAUAUCGUUAUACUAUCUAUACUAUAAGAUGUAUAUAUAAUAGUUAUAUAUCAAUUUUUCUAGACGGCCAUGAGUUUGUAAGGAAGAUUACAAACGACUAUUACACUUUUUGUAAACAGCAAUAGUAUCUUUAGAAAGGAUUUAUUUUGGCUAGUUUUACCUUGUUUUAGCUUGUUUCUUUGGCUAUUUUGGGCAAAUGUAAGUCAAAAAAUGUGGUUUUUAUUUAUUCAUUAAAUUAAAAAAAAGUCUUGGCGCCAAUUUACUUUGUUUUGGACGUAAAGAAGCGCCAAGACUUUUUCCGAAACCUUAACAAUGGCUUAAAAAUGUAUUUUUUUAAUUUAAAAAUUAUAAGAAAAUUCUGUUAUUAGAUUGUUCAAAUAAUUCUGUGCUUUGUUCAAAGCGGACUUGCAGGGUUAGGGGGCACAUUAUUAUUUGAAAGACCCAAUAUUUACAAACUAAAAUUUUUUAUUAAAAGCAAUGUUUUCAGCAAAAUGAACAAAGACCUAAUCUUGGUGUUCACAAUCGAAGCUGUGGUCGUAGGCAUAGUACUCGGGUUCAUGAUACGACCUUUCAACCCUAGUAACGAUGCCAUCAGUUUAAUCGGCUUUCCAGGCGAGAUAUUUAUGCAAAUUGUGGAGAUGAUGAUAUUACCUUUGAUUAUCAGUUCGGUUAUCAGUGCGUUGGCACAAGUGAAGCCUGGCCAUGCUGGGAAGAUAGGCUUGCUAACUGUAUUGUACUAUAUGACUACUACUUUUCUGUCAACUUUUGUGAGUUUUUUUUAAAAUUUUAAUUUUGAAAUGGUAUUUUAUUAGAUUGUUCAAGUAAUUGUGUUCCCCUUAGUUUCCAAAAACUUGCUUUGAGAGGGGGCUCAUAAUUAUUUGAACGCACUAAUAUUUGACAUUUUAAAUUAAAAGUGGCUAAAAUAUACCCUAAAAUUGGCAAUUUAUAUUGUAAAAUACGGGUUUUAACACAUCUUUAAUCAAAUUUUAAAAUUUAUAUCAACUAAGUCAAGAUAAGUGAGAAAAUCAAGAAAUAUGUCUCUAAUUAUGUCGUUUCACACAGACAGACCGGUAUAAUCUUGGUCCAGUCGAUUCAUCCAGGUGAUCCUCAUUUGACCACGAAGUUUGGCGAAGGAACUUUGGAUGAUACGGCUUUGUCAACAUUGGACACGUUCUUAGACCAAAUUAGGUAAGAAAAUUAUUUUUGUAUUCUACUUGUUUUGUUCUAAAAUUUCUUGUUGAAUCUUUCGUUGCGGGACCUAAACUGGACCCCUGAGGCCUUUAUUUAAACUCGAGCUCGUAGCCGGGCCUAGAGGGUCUCUUUUAGGUCUAAACCUGUGUUAAUAUGGAUAAUAGUAUCAUAAUUUUAAUUAAAAUAUACUUUUUUAGAAACAUGUUUCCGGAAAACAUAGUCCAAGCCACGUUUCAACAAGUCCAAACCGAUUAUGUUCCAGUUAAGCCUAAAGUUAGGGCAAUAAACAAUUCGAGCGCUUUAGUGGUGGUUAGUAAUGGCACUCAACGACAGCUAAUGAAACGGGUGUUGACUUACACCAAUGAAGUUAAUGUUUUGGGUAAGAUAUUCUUUGUAAUGAAUAGUGAAAAGGAAUUUUUGGUGUUUUAAGGUUGAAAUCUUGCCAUAAAACAAGAAAUUCUUAUUAACAAACAAUGGGCUUAUUGCAAUCAAGCUUAUUGGAGAAGGGAAAGUUAUGUUUUGGAAAAAAAUCGUGAAAAAAAGCAAAAAAUGGCUUUAGGCUUGAUAUUUUAGGUGACAAAAAGAUUUUUUAAAAGAUUUGGCAGAGAACUGUGUUUUUUUCAAUAUUUUAGGUAACAAACAAGGAUUUUUAGAAGUAUUGUGAAUUAGCUGUGCUUUUUAAAGAUUUUAGGUAACAAACCUUGUUAAUACUUGCUCAUUUACUAAGUAAAACAUGUCAUCUUCUAGGUCUGAUUGUGUUCUGCACUGGUUUUGGUGUGAUCUUGUCGAUAUUAGGCGAGCAAGCUCGUUUGAUGAUCAACUUCUUCAUUGUACUGGACGCUGUGAUUAUGAGGUGGAUCACGGCAUUAAUGUGGGUAUAUCCGAUCGGGAUAUUGUCUUUGGUAACGAAAAAUAUUGUCGACAUUGACAAUUUGACUGAAACUGCACAGGCAUUGGCUAUGGUAAGAUAACAGUAUUUUCGUUUUUGUUAUAUUAGGUUGUUCAAAUAAUUCUAUGCCCCCUCUCAAAGCAACUUUGGGGUUAGGGGGUUUAUCAUUAUUUGAACAACCUAAUAAUGAUAAUUUUUUAAAAAAUUUUUACUUAAAGGAUUAAAUUUUUGAUGUUAAUCCUAUGAAUUAAAAGCUGUUUAUAUGAGGCGCAGAAUUGAACGGCCUAAUAUAACUGAUACAUUUCAGUACGUAGUAACAGUAAUUUGUGGAUUGAUGAUUCACUCAUUGUUAACUUUGCCAUUACUUUAUUACAUGUUUACUCGAGGCAAUCCUUUCAAUUUUAUGACCGGUAUGUUACAAGCUGUGGCUACAGCCUUCGGUACGGCUUCAAGGUAUGUUUUUGUAGUUUACUGACCCAAAUUCAUUGCAUAAAGUAAUUUUAUUGAUAUAUAUUCGUCGUAUAAGGUUAUUUUACUGACUCAUAUUUAUAGAUUGUACUAUUUUACUGAUACAUGUCAUUGUAUAGCCUUAGAGUUACUUUAAGGUAGUACUUAUGUUAAACUUUUGUUAUACAGUAGUAGCCAUUGUAAUAGCCUUACAUUGCUUUUAGUGGUGCUACACUGCCAGUAACAUUCCGAGCCUUGGAAGAUUCACUGAAGAUAGAUCGUCGUGUAACUCGGUUUGUAUUGCCAUUAGGAGCGACUAUUACUAUGGAUGGAACGGCGUUGUACGAAGCUGUCGCUGUCAUUUUCAUUGCUCAACUCAAUAAUAUACAGCUUUCUUUGGUCGAGCUUCUGACGAUUAGGUAGGGUGGUGUAAAUACGAUAUGAGUAUGAGUGAGAUAUGGGUAUCUUGCCUUACCUUACCUUGCGCUACCCUUUUUUCAAUAAGGUAAUGUAGGGCAGGGUGGAGUAGCGUAGGGUAGGCAGGAUAACUUAAACUAGGGUAGGGCAUGGCAGCGUAGGAUAGAGUAAAAUAAGGUAGAAUACGGUACUGUAGGGUCAUGGUACUGUAAAGUUGAGGAUACUGUAGAGCCUAGAGUAGGGAAAGAUAAGGUGGGAUAGGGUAAGGUAAGGUGAGUUAAGUUAAGUCAGGGUAGAGUAGAGUAAGGUUAUGUAAGGUAGCGAAUGAGUGUUCAACAAUAUCAAUGUUAACAUAUGAUUAUGCUUUACAGUUUCACAACAACAGUAGUAUCAAUCGGCUCUGGGUCAGUACCAGCUGGACUAGACACAUUGAUAGUAGUACUAACAACCGUGGGUUUGCCAGUAAAAGACCUCUCAUUGUUAUUAACAGUCGAUUGGCUUCUGGAUCGUAUCAGGACUUCUGUAAAUGUGCUAGGUGACGGUUAUGGAUGUGGUAUCAUCUACCACAUGACUAAGAAGACGUUGGCCGAAGGUGAUAAGGAUGAUCUUAUCAGGCAACUGAGGAAUGAAAUUAGUAAGUUUAUGGACAGGCGGGGGGGGCGGGGGGGGUGGUAAUGUAUAUUUGUGACUUUUGGGGCGGGUUUUUUGAGUAGGACAACCAAUUAUGAAAGUGGGCGACCAGUGGCCUUCUUAGGGGGUGGUUUUGGCAAAAAAAAUAAAACUCAAGGUUUAUAUUCAAUUUUAAAGCAAUGUAAACAUACAAACCCACUUACAACCCAAAUUUAGAGAUCAUAAACGCCCCCGUGCCUCACCUUGACCUAACCGAAGACGAGCCCCAUCACGGCACGUCUCAGUCGAUGCCAGUCACAGCACGACAGCCUCGCUUCUCCUUGGCCGGCUUCAGUGAAUCCUUUGGAGGGAAUCGUCGCCAAAGGCCCAAAGACUACCUCAGCGCUUCGGCCACUCAUUCAGAAUGUGGAUUCAAUUUAAUGGGCAAGAAGUCGACGGCCGAAGGUCCAGAUGAAGCACGAUACAAGGAGGACAACCGAUCGUUACUCUCUGGAUCCAUGGAGUUUACUGUAUGA
Molecule: messenger RNA, 4109 nt
Organism: Bursaphelenchus okinawaensis
Lineage: Eukaryota; Metazoa; Nematoda; Chromadorea; Rhabditida; Aphelenchoididae
Source: the annotation of a GenBank genome assembly